Messenger RNA from Eruca vesicaria subsp. sativa (arugula), 186 nucleotides. The record is from the annotation of a GenBank genome assembly. NCBI's taxonomy places the organism in Eukaryota, Viridiplantae, Streptophyta, Magnoliopsida, Brassicales, Brassicaceae.
AUGCUUCUUGCUACUAACUGUCUUGCUCCCUUUGUCAAAGUUCAAGACCAGAAGUUCGGUAUCAUAAAGGGUACAAUGACAACUACUCACUCAUACACUGGUGACCAGAGGUUACUAGAUGCUAGCCACCGUGAUCUAAGGAGAGCAAGAGCAGUUGCUUUAAACAUUGUUCCCACAUCUACAUGA